GUAAACUUUGAAGCUUCAUACAUUUUACAGGGUGAUUAAGCUUUGAAGCUUCAAAAAGGGCCAUGACUUCUGCUUCUGCAACUGAUACCACAAGAAAUGUUUUUGAUGUUGGCAAGUAUGAAACACUGCUUCGAACAGUUGAAACUGGGACUUGCGCCACAAAGUCUAAACUUCCUUUCCCACCUCCAAAGCCGCUUCUGAUUGCCAUGCCAUCUGAUGCAGGUGAAUUCCCAAUUCUUGUCUUCCUCCAUGGUUACUUUCUCUACAACUCUUUUUAUUCUCAGCUUAUCCAACACAUCGCUUCUCAUGGAUUCAUUGUCAUCGCCCCUCAGUUAUACACCGUGGCUGGACCAGAUGCAACUGAUGACAUUAAGUCCACUGUGGCCACAACAAAUUGGUUAUCAGAAGGACUCCAUUACUUGCUUCCACCACAUGUGCAGCCAAAUAUAACAAAGCUAGGACUCGCCGGCCAUAGCCGUGGCGGCAAGGCUGCCUUUGCGGUUGCUCUUGGAAAAGCAGCAACUUCUCUAAAGUUCUCUGCUUUAAUAGGCAUUGACCCAGUUGAUGGAAUGGACAAAGGGAAACAAACCCCUCCUCCAGUACUCACCUAUGUUCCUCAUUCAUUUGAGCUUGAUAUGGCUGCAAUGGUGAUUGGUACGGAAUUGGGUGAAAUGAAAAAGAAUCCUCUGUUUCCUGCUCCUGCUCCAAAGGGAGUUAACCAUGAGGAUUUCUUUAAUGAAUGUCAAAAACCAGCUUGUCAUUUUCUUGUGAAGGAUUUUGGUCAUGUUGAUAUGUUAGAUGAUGAUACCAAGGGGAUUAGAGGGAAAGCUACAUACUGUUUGUGUAAGAAUGGGAAGUCUAGGGAACCCAUGAGGAGGUUUGUUGGAGGAAUUGUUGUUGCAUUCAUGAAAGCUUAUCUGCUUGGUGAUAACACUGACUUAUUGGCUAUAAGAGAUGGGCCUGAGACUGCACCAGUGGAGCUCAAAACUAUUGAAUUUCUAGUUUGAACUUUAAUUGAAGAAGGCUGCUACAAGAAGAAUAGCUAUAUAGUUGCUUGCAGAAAUUCAUACUUACAAUAAAACUACUAUUUACUUUUACAAAUUCUAUGAUGAAUUUACCACUCUUUGAAGUUGA
Messenger RNA from Corylus avellana, 1134 nucleotides. RefSeq names its product chlorophyllase 2 (gene CLH2). Gene Ontology annotation, molecular function: chlorophyllase activity. Gene Ontology annotation, biological process: chlorophyll catabolic process. Lineage: Eukaryota; Viridiplantae; Streptophyta; Magnoliopsida; Fagales; Betulaceae. The record is from RefSeq and is a predicted model, not a curated record.